This is a messenger RNA of Eruca vesicaria subsp. sativa (arugula), 1173 nucleotides long. NCBI's taxonomy places the organism in Eukaryota, Viridiplantae, Streptophyta, Magnoliopsida, Brassicales, Brassicaceae. The record is from the annotation of a GenBank genome assembly.
AUGUUGAAAAGACAUGGCUCUGAGAUUAGGCGAGAUAAGAAAAGACAUGGCUCCAGCUUGAGUGUAGAAUUUGAAUUUCUACCACACGAUGUGAUAGAGCUCAUACUCGAGAGACUUCCCGUGGAAUCUCUGCGGAGAUUCAGGUCUGUGUCCAAGAAGUGGAGAUCCACAAUCGAUUCCCCUCGUUUCCAGGAAAGACAGUUGAACCUUCGUAAGCAAUCACGAGGUCAUGAUCUCCUUUUCGUAGCCAUUCACGAGGAUCCUCCUGAUGAUGCAGCAGCUCCACUUGUGUUGGGGGCCUCUUCUUGCACAUUCCGUACGGUCAAGUUCCCUUUUCCCAACCUCUUGCUUUGCUAUGGUAGUUGUGACGGUCUGGUUUGCCUCUUCUGUAUGGACACACCAAACGUCGUGGUGAAUCCCGCCACUCAAUGGCAUCGAACUUUUCCUUUUUCCUCCGUGCAACGCCUUAUCAUCGACAGAUAUAAUAUUAAAAGACGCUUUUACCCCCUAACUUGUCAGCUUGGGUUUGGUAAAGACAACAAGUUGAGUAGUGGUGGUACGUACAAGUACAAGCCAGUUUGGUUGUAUAAUUCAUCCGAAUUUGGACUAGACAACGUUACCACUUGUGAAGUUUUCGAAUUUAGCACAGACACGUGGAGGUACGUUGUCCCUGCUUCUCCUUAUCGUAUUCUCGAAUUCCAGAAGCCAGUCUACUUUGACGGGUCACUCUAUUGGCUCACCGACUGUGAAGAAACAAAGGUUUUGUCUUUCCAUCUCCACACAGAAACUUUCCAAGUCAUCUGUAAAACUCCCUUUGCUGAUGCACCAGCUGACACAGGAUGCGUCAUCUUGUUCAUCCUUGAUAACUGUUUGUGCGCUUCCGAGAAAAGCUGGCCAACCCAAGUCAUAUGGUCCUUGGAUGAUUCUUCAAAGACAUGGAAGAAAAUGUGUUCAAUAGAUCUCACCGAUACUUUGCCUUGGUUCAACAAUAGUUGCCCUCUCGUGCCUUUACCUGUAGCAAUCCUGGAGAAGAAUAAGUUAUAUCUUCAAAGUCGUAGAGGCUUGGAACCACUCGUGCUACAUGAUCUCCAUACCAAAUCUUAUGAGGUAGUCUCCACACCUACCACCCCCGGAGAUUGUAUUUAUUAUUUCGAAAGUUUGUUCUCUGUUUAA